CAGAGGUGGCCCUUCGCAGGAGCUGGUGGCAGAACUGAAGCGACGGGCGAGCGGCCUGUCAUAGACGGGCGGCCAGCAUGGCGGCGGACCCACGGGGGACUCUCGAAAAGGUCCUGCAGUAUGAAGCCUUCCUCAGCGAUGUCCUGCAACGAGAUCUGAGGCAGGUGCUGGCGCAGCGGGAGGAGGUCUACGGCCAGCUGGCGAAUUACCUGCAGCUGAAGAACGUCCUGGAGCGGCUCCAGGAAUCGGGGGAUCAGAAGCUGCGCACACAGGUGGAUUUGGGGUGUAACUUCUACGUGAACGCCGAAGUGCCAGACCCUUCCCGGAUCUUUGUGGCGCUCGGUUAUGGCUUUUUUCUGGAACUGACAUUGAUGGAGGCCUUGAAGUUCAUCGACAGGAAGAGCCGCCUGCUCACCUCGCUCAGUGACAGCCUCACCCGAGAUUCUGCUCGGAUCAAGGCCCACAUCCGACUGGUGUUAGAGGGCCUUCGCGAAUUGCAGGGGCUACAGGAGCUGCCAGAGGUUCCAAGACACUGAUUAGGAUGCCGAGAAUUUCCUCUCCAUGAUAACACUACUCUGGAGACUAACACUUGUUACUUGAAAUCAGAAAUCCCUUUAAUAAAAGCUGGGAACGAG
This is a messenger RNA of Gracilinanus agilis (Agile Gracile Mouse Opossum), 635 nucleotides long. RefSeq names its product ubiquitously expressed prefoldin like chaperone (gene UXT). Gene Ontology annotation, biological process: negative regulation of transcription by RNA polymerase II. Gene Ontology annotation, molecular function: transcription corepressor activity. The coding region runs from base 78 to 536 and encodes 152 amino acids. The transcript is spliced from 6 exons. The record is from RefSeq and is a predicted model, not a curated record. Lineage: Eukaryota; Metazoa; Chordata; Mammalia; Didelphimorphia; Didelphidae.